Octodon degus (degu) is the source of this 579-nucleotide messenger RNA. Its product is annotated as 60S ribosomal protein L12-like. The record is from RefSeq and is a predicted model, not a curated record. Gene Ontology annotation, biological process: translation. Lineage: Eukaryota; Metazoa; Chordata; Mammalia; Rodentia; Octodontidae. Bases 1 to 579 code for a protein of 192 amino acids. Gene Ontology annotation, molecular function: structural constituent of ribosome; large ribosomal subunit rRNA binding. The transcript is spliced from 4 exons. Gene Ontology annotation, cellular component: cytosolic large ribosomal subunit; ribosome.
AUGCCGUCUGCCAUGCCCUCAGAGCCAGCCGAGCAAGGACUGAAGCCUCCACAAUCUUCUCAUAAGAGCAUCAUUCCGAGGAGGCUAAGGUGCAACUUCCUUCGGUCAUCCCGAAUCCGGGUUCAUCCGACACCAGCCACCUCCAGUACGCCGCCCAAGUUCGACCUCAUUGAGAUCAAAGUCGUGUACCUGAGGUGCACCAGUGUGGGGGAUAACAUUGUCAAGGAAACUGGUGACUGGAAGGGUCUGCGGAUUACGGUGAAACUGACCAUUCAGAACAGACAGGCUCAGACUGAGGUGGUGCCUGCCUCUGCCCUGAUCAUCAAAGCCCUCAGGGUGCCGCCAAGAGACAGAAAGAAGCCGAAACACAUUAAACACAGUGGAAAUAUCACUUUUGAUGAGAUUGUCAACAUUGCCCGACAGAACCUUGCAGCACCAACCUUUAGCCAGAGAACUUCUGGGACCAUUAAGGAGAUCCUGGGGUCCGCCCAGUCUGUGGGCUGCAACGUAGACAGUUGGCACCCUCAUGACAUCAUAGAGGACAUCAUCAACAGUGCUGUUGAAUGCCCAGCUAGCUAA